AUGAGCUCCCUUCCCUCACCACUGGCGUCUUUUCGCUCGAUCCAGAGGUCCAACUCUGCCAACGAUAGCAUCUCAACGGGUUUGAGUACGCCUGUUUCUGGCUCGUCUUACUCUACAGCUUCUGAUGAAUUGAACGAAGAAGACGAAGCCAUGUUCAAAGAUAUCAAAGAAGUUCAACAUGCUUUAAAUCUUUUCCUCGACUCACAUAUUGCUGAAGCAGAGCAAAUGACCAUGCCCCGCGCCAAUUCGACGUUAUACUGGGGUCUCGCCAGCUCCUGCAUGACCUGCUUGAAGGCCAUGAUGACAUUCGCGCCGGACGAUAUUGAACUGUCUCUAUCCUAUCUCAAGCAAGGCGUCCAACUGGCAAGCGCAGCACGCAAGAAGGAUAUUGGAUUUUUAGAGAGUAUGACCAGCUGGGUGAAGGGUGGCAGUAGCAUUUCCGUGCUAUCAGCCAUGACCAUAUCACAACUGCAUGCGGAAUUAGUCUGGGCCGAAUCUCAUUUGCUCAAGGCUCUAGUUGCGGUGGUACACGAUGAAAGUUUCCUAUCAUUGAUUCGCGAAGGCAUCCAGGUUCGAAGCAGUUACGGUGUAUAUCGGUCUCUAUACAAGUAUAUGGAAUACCUCAAAGCAGAAAAAGCAGCAGGACGACCGGCUAGAGUGCUGGAUAGCCAUUUCGUAUCUGGCGUACAUUUCGGUCUCGGGUGCUUCAACUUGAUGCUUUCUAUUUUACCUACCUCAUUGCUCAAGCUUGUUGAAUUCAUCGGCUUUAGCAGCGAUAGAAAGUUUGGAUUAUCACUCUUGGAAUCUCAGGGUGGAUGGGAGUCGUUCCAUAAGGACCCUGAACAGCCACUACCAGAACAGACCGACGCUCGAAGUGGCCUUCGAAGACAAUUUUGCGACAUGGUCAUCAUUACAUACCACACUGUCAUAUCCACCUUUAUGCCUGUUCCGGAUGCCGACCCUAUUUUCAGUGAGCGUCUUAUUCAGUACAAUUUGACAAAGUAUCCAUCGGGCGUCUUUUUCCUUUACUUUUCCGGCCGAUCGCUCGCAGCGCGAGGACUACUGGACGAAGCCAUCUUACAGUUUAAGAAGACAAUUGAGAUUCAACGGGAAUGGCGACAGCUACAACACAUUUGCUAUUGGGAACUCGGCUUAUUGUUCUUGAUGAAAGGUGAAUGGGAAAGCGGUCAUGAAUGCUUUGAGAUACUGUCACAAGAAAGCAACUGGAGUAAGGCGACGUAUACCUACUUCUCUGCAACCGCUUUGUACGAUCAAGCACAAGAAAUGACCAACCAAGAAGAUAAGGAAAAAGCUAUGAAGAAAGUGGAGGCUCUGAUGAAGUCCAUUCCAAAAUUGACUAAAAAGAUCGCUGGCAAAUCGAUCCCCAUCGAGAAAUAUGUAGCACGUAAAUCUCGCAAGUUCACGGCACAAAACAAUAGAUUGCUCCUACCUUCCCUGGAAAUCCUGUCUCUACUUGUUGGCUUGGAUAUCUUGCCUAAGGACUUGCAACAAUAUCACCUCAACCGAAUUGAAGAUGCUUUGAAGAAUAUAGAUGUGACCGAAGCGCAAGAUAGUGACGAUUACUGCUUGGCAAACUGGCUACAGGCAUGCUGUGCGCGACGAUGCGAUCAGGUUGAGCUGGCUCAAAAGAGUUUGGCAGCUGUGUUCGAACACCAAAACAACAUUGCCUUGGAUCAUUUCAUCCCUUACUAUUCACACUAUGAAGCAGCACGACAGGCCAUUGCCGACAGUGAAUGGGUCAAAGCUAAGGAGGAACUCAAUUUCAUUAUCCAUGCCCAUGACCGUGGUUACGGUAUUGGAAAAGGUGCUGGCGCUAAAUCCAAGUACAGCAUGGAAAAUAUCCUGCUUCUCAAAUGCCACAGCUGUCUCCAUGAGAUAGACAUAAAGGAAGAAGAGGAAUUAGUAGCUAAUGUGGAAGAUCUCGAUUUAUAA
Molecule: messenger RNA, 1953 nt
Organism: Umbelopsis ramanniana AG
Lineage: Eukaryota; Fungi; Mucoromycota; Umbelopsidomycetes; Umbelopsidales; Umbelopsidaceae
Exons: 3
Coding region: 1-1953 (650 amino acids)
Cellular component (GO): cytosol; nucleus; mitochondrial outer membrane
Molecular function (GO): protein binding
Source: RefSeq, a predicted model, not a curated record